Spodoptera frugiperda (fall armyworm) is the source of this 1912-nucleotide messenger RNA. RefSeq names its product low affinity immunoglobulin epsilon Fc receptor. Gene Ontology annotation, cellular component: external side of plasma membrane. Lineage: Eukaryota; Metazoa; Arthropoda; Insecta; Lepidoptera; Noctuidae. The record is from RefSeq and is a predicted model, not a curated record. Gene Ontology annotation, biological process: biological process involved in interspecies interaction between organisms. The coding region runs from base 244 to 1155 and encodes 303 amino acids. Gene Ontology annotation, molecular function: carbohydrate binding. The transcript is spliced from 6 exons.
ACUUACACCUGCGCCGGCCCAGCCUCCACUCAGUUUAGCUUCCAAAGGCUGAGCCGCACGCGCUUCCACCGCCGCGGCCGACGCAACACGAAAUCGCGCGAAAUAAAUAUCGAUCUUAACCUAUAAUAUUCAAUAACGAAUUAUUUAAUCUAAGUAUUUAUAUAGUAUUUAUUCAUUUCCAGUAGUGUUGUUAUAUUUUUUUGUAUUGUUUAUUUAUUUGAUAUCUUUUAUAAAAAAAUAAAAAUGAAUUUCUUUUUUGGUAAAAACAUUCCCAGUGUUCUAUUGAUGUCUCUGGUUAUUUUGGCGAAUGCACAAAGAAGAGAUGUUGACAUGAAUGAACUGGAGAGACAGAACAAGAUCACCCAGCAGAUACUGGAAGCGUUCAUUCAGAAGAAGUUGGGGCUCCGGAGUACCGUGCCGAAGGCGCCGUCGAUCCUCGACAUACUGCCCGUGAAGAUGCCCACACUGCCGGUGACGCAACAAACAGACACGGAGACGGAGAACAUAGAAGAAGAUAACAACGACCCCAUUGACAAUCAGGAGCUCACAGAAGACCAGAACAUAAGAGAAGACGACAGCCUACAGAGUGUGGAGAGCGAACAAAUCGAUUCCAUAUACAACACGAUUACAGGUAGGAGCAAAAAGUACUCGCCACCACCUUUCGAGGCGGACUUGGAACCGAGUGGUUACAAUCAAUGUUCAAGCUGUAACGAUGACGACCUCGGCGUGACGCGGUGGACAAUGCCUCUACUCAAAUCUGGAGAGAAGAAAUAUUACCUCGGUAUCUUCUUUAAGGCAAACUGGUUCAAAGCCCAGCAGUACUGCAGGUUCCACGGCAUGCACCUGGCGUCCAUAUCUUCGCAGCAGGAGAAUGACAAACUGGAACAAUACGUUAAGGACUCAGGUUUUGGCCGUGAACACUUCUGGACUUCAGGCACUGACUUGGCUGAAGAAGGCAGCUUCUUCUGGAUGGCCAACGGCAGACCGCUGACCUUCGUCAACUGGAACGCCGGAGAACCCAACAACUUCCGCUACGAGAAUGGAGAAGAAGAGAACUGCUUGGAGCUGUGGAACAGAGACGACAAGGGUCUCAAGUGGAACGACUCCCCUUGCUCCUUCGAAACUUUCUUCAUCUGCGAAGUGAGGUCUGAUUGAUGCCCCCCUCCGCUAGAUGUCAUUAGUUGUUGUGUGAUUGUACAGUAGUGUGCUAGAUGUCGCCAUUUGUUACAUUACUACCUGCAGCUGUGCCUGCGAAGACACUUUUCGAAACUAUUGCGAUAGUUUCUUGAAAACUGCACCCCGACCAAGUAUAUACUGCGGGAAUUAAUACUUAUCCCAUUUUAAUGAGAAUCAACUGAUCUCUUCUUUAUAUUGUAAUUUACAUUUUCAUAAUGCAGAAGGAAAAAAUAAUACAUACCCAAAAUGUUGUUUGUAAACCAAAUGUAACGUAAUGUAUGUUCGUAUGUUGAAUGAAAUAACUAAUCAACUUGUUAAUUUUCUAUUUUUCUUAAACUUACAUUGUGUUCAAGACGAUUUAUUUGGUAACAUUACGAAAGAAAAUUAUCUUAAAAUAAAAUUCGAAUAAAGCGAAAGCCGUUCGGUCAGUAUAUAUGUAUAGGUAACGUAAGAAUAUUUAAAUAUUUCAUUAUUUAUUUGUUUUUUAUUCUCGACUUCGAUUGGGUCGUAUUCGGUAAGGGUUUUAAAGAAUUGCAAUAGAUCUGGAUAUUAUGUAACUUUUUCUUAUAAGCGAUGUGAACGAUCACUGCCUAAUGAUCUUUAAUGAACCUCCGAGCAUGUGCUCAACGGGACACUUGUGUCCAUAGUCAAACAUAGUGGGUAAAUAAAAUAUAGUUACCGUAGGUGUAAAUGUAUAAAAUAGUCUUAAGUACAGACAAUAAAAAUUUUAAGUGUA